AAUAUCACAAUAAAGCAUUGAAAUAUUUCGAACGUAAUUUCUUGCACGAAGACGGAUUAUUUAAUAGGCCAUGGUUUAAGCAUACCGUAUUUGCAAGUGGAAGAUUCACUGGUUAUGAUGGCCAAAAUUUGCCUGGAUUAAAUGAAGCUAUAGAGGAUGGAAGUUUUGAAAGAUUCGCUGCUUGGCAAAAUAUAUUCUUUAAGACAAUCGAAAGAGUGAGCAAACGCCUUGAUUGA
Messenger RNA from Hemisphaericaspora subhashii, 236 nucleotides. RefSeq lists its product as uncharacterized. NCBI's taxonomy places the organism in Eukaryota, Fungi, Ascomycota, Pichiomycetes, Serinales, Debaryomycetaceae. The annotation marks the transcript as partial. The transcript has a single exon. The record is from RefSeq and is a predicted model, not a curated record.